This is a messenger RNA of Carica papaya (papaya), 1661 nucleotides long. RefSeq names its product Ergosterol biosynthesis ERG4/ERG24 family (gene DWF5). The record is from RefSeq and is a predicted model, not a curated record. Gene Ontology annotation, molecular function: 7-dehydrocholesterol reductase activity. Gene Ontology annotation, cellular component: endoplasmic reticulum membrane. Gene Ontology annotation, biological process: sterol biosynthetic process; brassinosteroid biosynthetic process. Lineage: Eukaryota; Viridiplantae; Streptophyta; Magnoliopsida; Brassicales; Caricaceae.
ACUCGCAUAAACACAGAGUUCAUUUUCAGAGCAGCUUCAGCCUACAAUAACUGUCCUCAGGUAUUCACAGACGUUCAGAGAAAGAGAGAAUGGCAGCUGCAGAAUCCAAAACAGUUCAUUCACCACUCGUCACAUAUGCUUCAAUGCUUUCUCUUCUAACUUUCUGUCCUCCUUUUGUUAUAUUACUAUGGUACACCAUGGUGCAUGCUGAUGGGUCUGUCGCACAAACUUGGUACUAUUUGAGGCAGCAUGGGCUACAGGGCUUCAUAAACAUAUGGCCAAGGCCCACUGCUGUUGCUUGGAAAAUAAUAUUUUCUUAUGCAGCAUUUGAGGCUGUGCUUCAGCUACUUCUACCUGGUAAAAGGGUGGAGGGCCCCAUAUCUCCUGCUGGGAAUCGACCUGUUUAUAAGGCCAAUGGUGUGGCAGCAUAUCUUGUGACAAUGGUCACCUAUAUUGGCCUUUGGUGGUUUGGAAUAUUCAAUCCUUCCGUUGUUUAUGACCAUUUGGGAGAAAUAUUUUCAGCACUAAUUUUUGGAAGCUUCGUAUUCUGUAUUUUCUUAUACAUAAAAGGUCAUUUGGCACCUUCUUCCACUGAUUCUGGUUCUUGUAGCAAUAUAAUAAUUGAUUUCUAUUGGGGUAUGGAGCUGUAUCCUCGAAUUGGGAAAAACUUUGACAUCAAAGUUUUCACAAACUGCAGAUUUGGGAUGAUGUCUUGGGCAGUUCUCGCAGUCACUUAUUGCAUAAAGCAGUAUGAAACAAAUGGGAGAAUAGCUGAUUCCAUGCUUGUAAAUACAAUAUUGAUGCUGGUAUAUGUCACAAAAUUUUUCUGGUGGGAGGCUGGUUACUGGAACACAAUGGACAUUGCGCAUGAUCGAGCUGGAUUUUAUAUUUGCUGGGGCUGCUUGGUAUGGGUUCCUUCUGUGUAUACUUCACCUGGCAUGUACCUAGUUAACCAUCCUGUGGAUCUCGGAAUUCAGCUUGCACUUUAUAUUCUAGUGGCUGGAAUUCUUUGCAUAUACAUCAACUAUGACUGUGACAGGCAAAGGCAGGAAUUCCGCAGAACAAAUGGCAAGUGCUUAAUUUGGGGGAGAGCUCCAUCAAAGAUAGUGGCGUCAUAUACUACAGGUUCCGGAGAAACUAAAACCAGCCUUCUUCUAACAUCAGGAUGGUGGGGUUUGUCUCGUCAUUUCCAUUACGUACCUGAAAUAUUAGCUGCCUUCUUCUGGACUGUCCCAGGUCUCUUCAACCAUGCUUUGCCAUAUUUCUAUGUGGUGUUUCUUACUAUCCUUCUUUUCGACCGAGCCAAAAGGGAUGAUGAUCGAUGCCGAUCUAAGUAUGGAAAGUACUGGAAACUAUAUUGCGAGAAGGUUCGCUACAAAAUCAUUCCUGGCAUUUACUGAGAUUUGUGUUUAAUCGAAAAUCCGGCUCCCAUCUUGAAUCAGCUUGGGGAUUUAGAUGUAUCAGUACUAGUGUUGAAUUGAGGUAAAAAGUUUUCUGAUUUGAGUUGCUCUCAGUGGCUAAUUAAGUUAAUUUUUUUUCUGAUUUAGGAAAUCUUGGUUUUGGAAUAUCAAACGUAUUCUUCCCUGAAGUUCUUACUAUAACUAUACUCUUUUAUUAUGUUUUGAUUUUCAUAGAACAUUGUUUUUAAUUUUUAGUAUUAA